This is a messenger RNA of Aedes aegypti (yellow fever mosquito), 1604 nucleotides long. RefSeq lists its product as uncharacterized. Lineage: Eukaryota; Metazoa; Arthropoda; Insecta; Diptera; Culicidae. The transcript has a single exon. Bases 225 to 926 code for a protein of 233 amino acids. The record is from RefSeq and is a predicted model, not a curated record.
UAGAUACUCCUUCAGUGGGUUCUACUGGCCACUCGCAGUCCCAACAACCGAGUAGUGGAUCGAAUUCCUCACUGAACCAACCGCGCUAUUACUCCAGCUUGGCAAAUCGUUAUCGUAAGUCUUCAAGUCCAGCUCGUCAGUUACUGAGUGGCACAGGAAGCUACGCAACGACUGGGCGAACUUCACGCUUCCCAAGCUCUAAGAUAUCAUCUCUAGGAGGUGGCAUGGCGAGGAAUAUCCGUGCUUCGGAAAUGCGGAGGAGUUCUGCGGCUGGAUUGAAUGCUACUGCACAGCGCCCUCCUCUUCCGCCUAAAAUUGAAAACCGCUGCCAUAGCUAUGAGGGACUGCUACGAGAGGACAGAAAACCUUCUGAAGGACAAGAUCAUACGGAUGCAAAAAUUCCGGAUACCACUUCGACGGAUUCUGCGGCUGAACCGGUCAAAUCAACCGAGGAAUCCAUAAAAACCAAAAAUCGUAGAUCUCGCAGCAUGGAUGAUUUAUUUGACGACGAUCGAAAUCUUACGGAUUUUCUCGACAACACCCAAAGCAUGGAAAACCUUGCAUCUGAAGACAACUCCAUUGAACCACAAUCUCCAUUAAAAGUUAUGGGAAACAUUUGCUUCAACCCUCGAUUUGUUGAAACCGUCGCGGAGCCUGCAGAAACUCCAGAUCCUCGAAUGGACACAGCAUCUCCUGAAUCAUGCGGCGAACAACCCUGUGAAAACGAAACUAUCACUGUAGAUAGCACUCCACGUAGCAAGCAUGACAUCGCAGACAAAGCUCCACCUGAAGAUGACGUACUAUCGACGAACUCUUCGUUGAAUUCGUUUGCUUCGACAAGCGACACAACUUCGGUGAAUAAAAAAUCCAAUACACCGUUCAUCAAUAAGUAUGUCAAAAAAGUGAAGUCGCUGAUGAAGAAAUAGGCACAAAAUCUCGAAUAACAGCAAAAAGUAUCCAAUUCUCCACAUGCAAUUCGUCCGUUAAGUCAAACGAAAGUUUUUAAAAUUUUACUGAAAAAAAUGUGAUCAUGUAGGACUAAAAUAAGAAUAGUUAAAUAAGGUUUGCAAGUAGUACUGCGAAGAUGUAUGCCUUUUAUUACUUUUGUGAAUAUUUUAUCGUACCUGUUUCAAAUGAGAUAAACGAUUCAGAACAGCACGCCAUGCUACGCUUUAUAAGUUGACUAAAUACACAGAGAAUCAGGUAUUUCAACUGGAUCUAACAAAUGUGAUUGCUUGGCGAUUGAGCGAGCGAUGAAAUGGAGUAAAAUAUAUUAUUUUAACCAUUAGUAGGUUUAUCUGCAAUCGUAAGUUACACAUUUAGAUAUUUAUAACAGAAAUCAAAUCAAACAUACACAUAUACAUGAGCACACUAGUGCGUGAGACUUCAUUCUCAAUAAAUAUUCAUAUAUUUUCGUUAUUUAUAACUACAAGAAAUGUGUCAUUUUAAAGAAUAGCGCACUCAACAAUAAACAUUCAAAAAUUGAUUCAUAUGAUUUUUUUUUUGUUCUACAUACAAUCCUGUUUCUGGAUGUAUAAUGGUUUAUCAAUUGACAGUAAUGAAUGUAACUAAUUUUAAUCAGAAAUAUAUGUAUGGAAAAACAA